Saprolegnia parasitica CBS 223.65 is the source of this 419-nucleotide messenger RNA. RefSeq lists its product as hypothetical. Gene Ontology annotation, cellular component: mitochondrial intermembrane space. Gene Ontology annotation, biological process: protein import into mitochondrial intermembrane space. Gene Ontology annotation, molecular function: zinc ion binding. The transcript is spliced from 3 exons. Lineage: Eukaryota; Oomycota; Saprolegniomycetes; Saprolegniales; Saprolegniaceae. The record is from RefSeq and is a predicted model, not a curated record. The coding region runs from base 35 to 280 and encodes 81 amino acids.
CCGCAGACAACUGUCGAUAAAAUUAGUGCGGCGCAUGUGCAAACACAUCUUGAACGUCCAGGUUGCCUUCCGCGCGCCGUGCUGCAAGCGCUGGUUUGACUGCACCGAGUGUCACUUUGAGGUCUCGGACCACCCGAUCCUCGCCGCCGCCGAGAUGGCGUUUGCGUGCAAGCACUGCAAGAAAUGCUUCCGCAAGAUUCUCUCCAAUUUCACUUUGGACGACACGGUGUGUCCCCACUGCGACAACAACUUUGCGAUUCCAGCCGUCGUGCCUCAAUAAAGCGGUUUGCGUGAUGCCAUAUACCAUGGGAUAGCUAGCCUGCUCCAUGAGCUCGCUCCAAUCGUAUACGAACUGGCGACUCCAGCGUCGGCCACAACAUGCGUCAAGGCUUUAAAACCCCUUCUCUUGAGCUCAAACC